Molecule: messenger RNA, 1503 nt
Organism: Mycena citricolor
Lineage: Eukaryota; Fungi; Basidiomycota; Agaricomycetes; Agaricales; Mycenaceae
Source: the annotation of a GenBank genome assembly
GAGGAUACUCAAAGUUCCGGACUGGCAUCCAUCCACACACCGCUUUCGAGAUAUGCAGCCCUGAAACAAGCUCAGCGCACCCGGCAAAUAUGCCUCGUUCCUCCGCUUCUCUUCUUCUUCCCGGUGUGUGUCGAUCGCAAACGAGCCGCCUUAUCUAAUCUAGUCGAGCGCGAAUUUCCAAUGCCAUGGCACGUGACAAAUGGGCCCUGACUGACUGAAUCGCAUGAGUCAAGACGGCCCUGCCCUGUGACGUCUCCAGGGAUCGCGCGGGAUUUGCCGGAUAUGUCGCCAUGCUUCCGUCGGAGGUGAAACUCGACCGAUGCGUUGCCGAGCGUGUGCCGGUGUCGGGAACAUCGUGCUUGCAGAGGGGCUACUUAGAGCCCGUGUGGGAGGGGACACAACACACCGCGGGUAAGGGGGGCAGGCCACACGCAGACCUCGCUAAGUAUCGGGAUUACGUGGGGGGGAGGCGGUAUCUGCGCAUGACUCACCCACUGAUGCUCUGACGUGAUCUCGCUUUCCUUUUUCGGCGCUUCAGGCCAGAUUUUGUUGUCCCAGGACCAGUGUAAAAUACCAGUCCCGGUUGUUCGAUUUUCCGAUGUCUGUCUGUCACAGCAGCUGCAACAAUCGCGGUGGAUGAUAUGAAAUUAGGCGCGUCGUGUGUGCCAGGCAAUUGGUCAUCGCUGCUACAGCCGUCAAGACGACGUGCAUGUCUGUCUGUACAGAUCGACUCGCCCCUUGCCCCGCCCAAACAGGGCGCUUCACAGAUCCCAGCACGUCUGAUCACAUCAGUGAUGGGGUCCCACGGUAGCAUCCGACCCGACCUCCCAUGUCCAACCGCUGAACACCGGUCUCGAACGCCUGCUGACGUCCGAAGCAGCACACUCCAGGGCGUCAGUUCCCCCCAGGCAUCCGUCACACACGCCCAUCCGUUUCAGCGCGCGACGUUUCAUUGUUCGUGCGUGCGUUCGUUCUGAGGCAGUGAGGGGACUCAGGGGAGGGCAGGCCCGCUUCGAAUUCUCACAGGCGCGUGGCUGAGACACGCCAUACCACUUGCCAAUGCGCUGCUGCUGCUGCUUCUCCGGUGUGUGUGCAUCCGGGUUGCGCGGCUGUCAGUGUCGCUGGGCGUAAGUAUGCUGUGCGCUGGGGCAGUAGUAGUAGUAUGGCGUGGUGGUAGGGCAUCUGCGACUGCACCCUGCACCCUGCUCGUCGCGCCUUCGUGCGGCGCGUCGUCGUCUAGAGAACGGAGCUGCGCGCGCUACGCACCGUCUUCGCUUAGCUUAUCGCGCGGGGGGAGAGAUGCAGCGCACGAAUUGGACGCAGGGGCGUGUACAUUGUACAGCAUACUAUGUUCAUCGAUAUCGACGAUCAACCGACUCGGAAGAUCCUCUCCUCCAUCAAAGGGGUUGCUGUUGCCGUCUUGGGACUAGACGCUGAUUCGCACAUCACGAUUACAUACUUAUGCUCACCCGUUGUUGAACGCCGAUCUCUUUGAUGCACACA